Molecule: messenger RNA, 750 nt
Organism: Oikopleura dioica
Lineage: Eukaryota; Metazoa; Chordata; Appendicularia; Copelata; Oikopleuridae
Source: the annotation of a GenBank genome assembly
AUGCCUCUUGUCAGUGAUCCGUCGACAACAACAUACGAAAAUGGACUGAUGUUCAUUCUUCAUCAAGAUGCCUGUUUUGCUGCACUUGGCCUUGCUCCAGGAUUUGUCACAAACGAUCAAGAUCAAUGGGACAUAAUUUCUUCCAAUCAAUGGUACUCAACGGAUUCUGUCUAUGAGCCUGGAUCAGUCAUGUCCUACAGUUCUUACGCCGGAGCUGUUGGGUCAGACCCAAUUGCUCUCCUCAAAGACGGAUCAGAAAUCAUUCGGGGUGAAGAAAUUUCGACUACUGACGCUCUUCAGCUGCAGAAAAUGUACUGUAAAGACAUGACAAAUGACGAUGGAACACCAAUGUUCCCUAAUUUUCAAUACAAAGAGAGGACUUCCUGCACUUCAUCUGAUGAAGUCGGAGAAACUAGAACGGUUUUUAUUGAUCGAAUUUGUGACGGAUCUUCCAACAACAACGACGACCACGACAACUUCAACAACGACGACUACGACGACUACUACGACGACAACUCCAACGACGACUACGACGACAACUACAACUACGACUACGACAACAACUACGACUUCGACAACAACUACGACGACAACUACAACGACAACUACAACGACGACUACGACGACAACUACAACCACGACAACGACGACAACGACCACUACGACAACGAUGACAACUACAGCCACUACUACAAGUACAACGUCAACGACUAUCACGUCAGGAACUUCUACUACAACAGACGAUGCUGA